AUGGUAAUAAAAAAAUCAGAAGAAGAGAUGUCGUUUUCGCAGUUUGGAUAUCCAUACGGCGGCAACUCUCAGUUUUUGGUUUCUACAAAUGCCAGCUCAACGUGUUACGAAUCUGCAGCCAGAUCUCUGCCUGAGAUCCCCACUGCCCCUGCACAAACCCCGGCUCUCUGCUGUCCUUCCUAUGAGAACAGGCUGCUGGUCGGCACCAGGACAGAACUCAAUGCGGCUCUGGGGGUAUAUAACCCCACGUAUGCUACAGCCACUCAAAGCUAUGCAAGUUACCUCCCCUACUCCACUGACCCAGCAACCCUAUACCCCACUUUGACCCCUCAAUACGACAUGAAGGAUGGCACCAACUCUUUGCACCCAGGAUUAGCCCAGCCUGCCGCAUACUAUCCAUACGAUCACACUUUUGGACAGUACCAGCACGACAGGUUUGGAGCGGUGGAUUUCACGGGCUCUGCCAGGCGGAAAAAUGCAACCAGGGAAACCACAAGUACUCUGAAAACAUGGCUUUAUGAGCAUAGGAAGAACCCCUACCCUACCAAAGGCGAGAAGAUCAUGCUGGCCAUUAUCACAAAAAUGACACUCACCCAAGUUUCGACGUGGUUUGCCAAUGCAAGGAGGAGGCUUAAAAAAGAGAAUAAGAUGACCUGGUCCCCAAAAAACAAAGUUGGAGAUGAAGUUAAAGAAGACAACCAAGAGGGGGAUGAAUACAAUUUAGGAGAAGAUCCAGAUAAGGUCUAUAAACACGAGAAGGAUUUUAGAUUAAGUGACUUGGAAGAUCUUGAAGAGUCUUCAUGUCAUGAAAUGGGGAAUGGACCAGACAUUGAGCGUGGUGUCCCUCACAGGAUCAUCUCUAACUCCUGUGUAUCAGAUAGCAGCGAGUGCAGCGUGACACCACCUGUUAAUUCUCUAACAUUUGCACCUAACAAAGACAAUGCGGGAGACAUUUUGGGACUUAUGGUUGAUAAAUCUAGUGUUCGCACGCACAGCGAGUCCACCUAUGAGAUAACGGAAAAACCCAAAAUCUGGUCGUUAGCUCAUACAGCAGGUGCCAGCAUUACGGUGGGUUCUGAUAUGAGUUCUAAGAGCUCGGUCAGUCCAGAUUGUUUCUUUGUUAGAAGAAGACACUCUACUCAUAGCCUCUGCAGUGAGGUGAGGGCCAUCCACAGUAUAAAGACUCACACAGAAAGUUCUACUGAAGAUUUGUCUCAGCCAACCAAGAUAUUUAGAACUUCAACAUUCAACCUGCAAUCAUUCCAGCUCAGCUGCUCCUAUCCCGGAGAGACAUGUGAAUAUUCUUCUGGAGAAGAAGGUAUCUGCUUUGCCUUAAUCCUCUAA
Molecule: messenger RNA, 1344 nt
Organism: Spea bombifrons (plains spadefoot toad)
Lineage: Eukaryota; Metazoa; Chordata; Amphibia; Anura; Pelobatidae
Gene: IRX6
Product: iroquois homeobox 6
Exons: 5
Coding region: 1-1344 (447 amino acids)
Biological process (GO): regulation of transcription by RNA polymerase II; neuron differentiation; cell development
Cellular component (GO): nucleus
Molecular function (GO): DNA-binding transcription factor activity, RNA polymerase II-specific; RNA polymerase II cis-regulatory region sequence-specific DNA binding
Source: RefSeq, a predicted model, not a curated record